Messenger RNA from Teleopsis dalmanni, 2937 nucleotides. RefSeq lists its product as uncharacterized. The record is from RefSeq and is a predicted model, not a curated record. Gene Ontology annotation, molecular function: aspartic-type endopeptidase activity; zinc ion binding; nucleic acid binding. The coding region runs from base 1 to 2937 and encodes 978 amino acids. Gene Ontology annotation, biological process: proteolysis. Lineage: Eukaryota; Metazoa; Arthropoda; Insecta; Diptera; Diopsidae. The transcript has a single exon.
AUGGAUCCAUCAAAAUUAUUAGCUCUGCUAAAACAGCAAAGAGCAAUAUAUGACGAUGUUAAGAAUAUCGAGAAGAAUAGCAGCAAACGUGAGUUGCGUGCGAAUACAAUAAAAGAACGUUUAGAUAAACUACAAGGAUUAUGGAAUCAAUUUAAAGAUAAUCACGAGAAAAUACUCUUAACGGAGAAUAAGGAAGACAAAUAUUUUAAAGAGGACUUUUACACUACAGUGCAUCAAAAAGUGAUUCAGGUGAAAACAAUGCUCGAAGAAAUAGUUGAAAGCAAAGAUAGAAAUGCAGAAUCUGUUGAAAGCAAAAGUGUAGACGAGAAAAUAACGGAAAGUCAAAUUGAGAAAAAUAAAAUCAACAAUCUAGUAGAGCAAUAUAACAAUAACAUCGCAAGGUUAAGACAGAUGUUAGAAAAUCUUGACCAUUAUGAUACUGUCACGCGAUUGGAACAACUUAAUGGAAUCUGGAAAAGAAAGUUCGAAGACAUUAGAAGUAUCUAUAAGAAGCUGGUUAUUGAAAUGUCGUACAAUGAAGUAAACAUUAUGAAUGAUUAUGAUGAGAUUGAAGACCAAUACGAUAAGGCGUUAGAUGAAUUAGCCAAUAAAAUGGAAAAAUUACGUGAGGGGAACAACGUUAAGUUUGACUGCAUUAGAAUCCCAAAUUUCAACGGUAAUAUUGAAGAAUGGUCGUCUUUUCAUGAUCUAUAUAAAAGGCUUAUCCAUGAGGAUGGAAAAAUUUCGAAUGUUGAGAAACUGUAUCGACUCAAAACAGUAAAAAGAGAAGCAAGCAAGCUGAUACAACAUCUACCGGUGUCGGAAUUGAAUUAUGCUGUAGCUUGGGAGAUUUUGUCGCAAAGGUACGAAAAUGAAAGAAUGUUGUUUACAAUAUUGGUCGAUAAAUUGCUCGAUCAACCAUCUGUAUAUAAUGAUUCAGCGUCAAGUUUGAAAAAGUUGCUUGACACAUUGAUAGAAUGUAUCCAGGGGCUGAAGGCAAUGGGUAUAAAAACGAAUGAAGCAGAUCCAAUAAUAGCAAGGAUUAUAAUCAGGAAGUUGGAUAAGGAAGGAUUACGGCUAUAUGAGCAAAAUAUAAAAAGGACAAAGGAAAUUCAAAAAAUGGACGAUGUAUUACAGUUUCUGGAGCAGCAAUACCAAGCAGCAGAGGCGAUUAAAUCUGAGAAACAAACUAAUAAUGUAAAGUCUUUUCAAAAAACAACAGCGACAACUAUAGUAGCAAAUGAUUACCAGUGCUUUUACUGCAACAAAAAAGGACAUAUGGCAAUAAAGUGUUAUGAGUUUCUAAAGCUACUAGUCAAGGACAAAAUUACAUGGGUAAAAGACGCUAAAAUUUGUCGCGUCUGUUUAUCGCAUAAAACUACAAAAAGAUGCAAUAGUAAGACAAAAUGUCAAGAUUGUGGAAAGUGGCAUAAUACUCUUUUGCACAUUAAUUCAGGGCAAAAUAAUAACACAUCAACAUUAACAAUGGAUACGGGCAUAGCAGAAAAUGUGUUACUUGCAACGGCGCAAGUGCGCGUAAAAAGUGUUCAAGGUGAGAUGAUUAUGUUAAGGGCACUAAUUGACCAAGGGUCGCAAACUACAGCUGUAUCAGAAGAAGCGGCACAAAUAUUAAAUUUGCCAAGGAAAAAAAGAAAAAUGGAGAUGCAAGGGCUUGGAGGAACACCGGUUGGCGUUGCAAAGGCAAAAAUAAAUCUUCAAAUUCACCCACGAUUCACCAGUAAAUAUAAAAUAAAUGCAGAAGCAUUAAUUUUACCAUCAUUGGUAUCUUGUCAACCGGAUAAAACCUUUAGCUAUAAUAUAGAUAAGUGGGAAAAUAUGACCUUGGCGGACCCAAAUUUUAAUAAAUCCGAUAGAAUUGACAUAAUCAUAGGAAGCGAUCUGUACGGAGAAAUUCUUGAAGGCGGUCUACUUAAAAAAGAUAAAAUAUUGGCGCAAUCAACAAAGUUCGGCUGGAUAUUAUCAGAAAAGUUUUGGGAAAUAGAAGAAAUUCCAGAGGAUGAAGAUUCAUCGGAAGACGGAUAUUGUAUGAAAAAUUAUGCUGCGACAACUACCAAAAAUGAAGAUGGACGAUUUGUAGUUGAGUUACCUUUCAAAGAAGAACACCAACUUGGCGACUCAUACAAAAUGGCGAUGGCACGAUUCAUAAAUUUGGAAAGAAAAUUACAGGCAAACCCAUCAUUAAAGAGAGAAUAUGUCGAAUUCAUGAAAGAGUAUCUAGCUGAUGGGCAUAUGAAAAAAGUAAGUUCAAAAAGACAGGGAAAAUAUUAUCUACCUCACCAAGCAGUAGUAAGAGCGAAUAGUAUCACUACUAAGGUGAGAGUAGUUUUUGAUGCUUCGACAAAGACCACUAAUAAAAAUAGUUUAAAUGAUGUGUUAUAUGUUGGCCCAAGGUUGCAAAGGGAUAUCUUUGAUAUAUUGUUGAAGUUUCGACUGAAAAAAUUUGACAUAGUUGCUGACAUAGAAAAAAUGUAUAGACAAAUAUGGGUGAGUAAAAAUAAUCAGAAAUACCAACAUAUUUUGUGGAGAAGCGAGAUUAAUCAGCCAAUUGAAGAAUACAAGUUAACAACUGUAACUUACGGUAUUGCCCCUGCUUCAUUUUUAGCUAUAAGAACUUUAUUUGAAAUAGUAAAUGAAUGUCAGGAUAAUCAGAUAUCGAAAAUAAUUAAAGACGAUUUUUAUAUGGACGAUCUUCUAACUGGCGGUGAUACAAAAGAAGAGUGCAAAAGUGUUCGGCUAAGGAUAUCGGCACAUUUGGAGAAGUAUGGAUUUCAUUUGAGAAAAUGGUGCUCAAACAGCAUGGAUAUAAUAGAAACGGUGGAGAAAUCAAAAGACAAUGAGGUCAUUGAUAUAGAUAAAGAAGAAAGUAUAAAAACGCUUGGCUUGCAAUGGAAUCCUAACAAUGAUAUUCAUGUUUAA